AUGGAGAUUACACCAUUGCUUAAGUUAAUUGCAAGAGUUCUCACAUUUGUUUUCUUACUGGUAUACCUCAUCGUCCUUGCCAUUACCCAAAAUAUAAAUCGAAUUUUAGCUUAUCGUUAUAUGCUCUUUACAAUUGUGAUUGGAUUUGUGCACACAAUCCUACAAAUUGCCUUCACAAUAUUUCACUUAGUCUCUGGCCAAAAUAUUGGUGGACGUUUCUGGGUUCAUUUUGAGUUUUAUGGUGAUAAGGUUGCAUCACACUUACUAGCCACAGGAACAGCAGCAAGUUUUGGGAUUAGUCCUGUAAUUAACUCUGAGGAUCAAACUUUUCUAAAAAAAGGAUAUGUAGUUGCCAGUAUUCUUUUAAUUGCUUUUUUGUUUUCUGCUAUUUCCUCUAUUUUUUCUUCUUUAAGCCUCCACAAUAGGAGUUGA
Solanum verrucosum is the source of this 432-nucleotide messenger RNA. Its product is annotated as CASP-like protein 4D1. The record is from RefSeq and is a predicted model, not a curated record. The coding region runs from base 1 to 432 and encodes 143 amino acids. The transcript is spliced from 3 exons. Lineage: Eukaryota; Viridiplantae; Streptophyta; Magnoliopsida; Solanales; Solanaceae.